AUGGAUGCACACGCGCUUCUUUCCGCCCAGGGCUGGCGAGGAACUGGCCAUUCUCUACACAAGACGGACGAUUCAAUUGGCCUCGCAAAGCCUCUAUUACUGAAUCGCAAGACCAACACCAAGGGCCUUGGCAACACAAAACAUUUUACAAGCGAUAUGUGGUGGAUGAACGCCUUUGAUGAGCAAUUGAAAGGUCUCGAUACCUCCAAAAAGGGCCAAGUCGUCCAAACCGUCAAGACUGGCAAGCUCAACGCGCUGGAUCGCGGAAACGUGUCGAAAUACUCCGUCUAUGCUUCCUUUGUGCGAGGCGGGUUUCUUGAAGGAACAAUCAGUGUAGAAACGACAGACGACUCGACAAGCACCGAUUCUGAUAAGAGCGACGAUGAGAAAACAGCGACGAAAGCUGUAAAACCUAAGAAAGAAAGCAAAGAGGAGAAGAGAGUGAGAAAGGAAGCGAAAAGGAAGCGAAAAGAGGCACGAGCCCUGAGGAGAGCAGCGAAGGCUGAAAGAAGGCUGAAGAGAGCCGAGGCGAAGAAAGACACGUCUGAUUCUAGCAGUAGUGGAAAAGAAGAGAAACUCCUUAGACGUGCCGGGAAGGAGGAAAAGCGCAAG
Trichoderma asperellum CBS 433.97 is the source of this 612-nucleotide messenger RNA. RefSeq lists its product as uncharacterized. The record is from RefSeq and is a predicted model, not a curated record. Lineage: Eukaryota; Fungi; Ascomycota; Sordariomycetes; Hypocreales; Hypocreaceae.